Messenger RNA from Spodoptera frugiperda (fall armyworm), 3922 nucleotides. RefSeq names its product piggyBac transposable element-derived protein 4. Bases 381 to 2753 code for a protein of 790 amino acids. The transcript is spliced from 2 exons. NCBI's taxonomy places the organism in Eukaryota, Metazoa, Arthropoda, Insecta, Lepidoptera, Noctuidae. The record is from RefSeq and is a predicted model, not a curated record.
ACGUUCGCGGACGCGACGGUUAUAGCAGUAAUCAGUAGUUUACUCAGGGUGACGCGCCGGCUAUAGCCGUAUUUUUUGCGCGCUCAAGUGGCAUAACGGCUUUAGCAGACGAUUUUCUAUACUGUUAUCCUAUAUUUCGAUAUUAAGUGCCCCCAAACUAAAAGUUUCAAAUCGCUAGGUGUCAUAUAACAUCACUUUUUACGCCGUCAAACGUGUCGCUACUUGUCGCUAUUUGUGUGCGCACGCACACUGACGCGUCGGUCAUAGCAGCGAGAAUUGUAUGGCGAUUGGUUCAGUCAGUUCAGUGUUGGCCGGCGAGUGCCCCGCGGAGCGGGAGUGUUGUGACGUUUUUCGCACGUGAUUUUUGUUGUGCCGCAACGAUGUCGAGACAAGGACUAAAUGGAAAUAAACGAAAAAAUGACCCAUGCGAAAAAGAAAAUGAACGAAUUAUGAAAUUAUUCAAUGAUGUGGACACAGAUGAGUUGUCUGCUGAUUCAGAAAAACCCGAAACUUCAAGCGAUAGCGAAUCAUUGUCAAGUGAGUCGGAACAGGAUCCCUAUAAGGAUUGUGAUGGUUCAGACACGACUUACAUACCCAAUGAAGACAGCUUAUCGUCCACAACUCACAUAUCUGACUCGGAAGAGGAUAAUGGUAAGCUAAAUUUAAUACCUAAGUCGAAACACAAUAAGGUGUUUUCUAUAGAUACUCCACAUACCUUAGAAGGUGAGAGCGUCCAUGUUCAACAACAACAAGUGCCUUUAGUCGAUUCCCCAAUAACGUUAAAAGAACUGGGAAUUCAUGUUCGUGUUCCUGCUUCAGUUGAGUCAGCAGAUUCAAUGGCUGUAUCGCCCCCAGUCAAUAUGGAAAAUGUAGAUAAGGCAAUCCAGUCACUAGACAUUAUUAACAUGUGUUCGUUUAAUUCCGAUACCACACCACCCAGAUCAAUGGAAUCACAAACGCUCAUACAAGAGAUUGACUGGCUGGACAGUGAAGGUUCAGUAUCUUAUCCAAAUACCGAUGCUACAGAACAAGUUCCAAGAUCGCAAGUGGUUGACAAUCAGCAGCAACCUAUGACACCUCUAGAUUAUCAGCAGCCUAGUACAUCUUCUUUUUUAAACGUACCUAGUGUAUCUCAUCAUCGUCCUAGGUCACCACGUAUCACAGACGAAGAAUGGCAAACAUCCACUGCUCCUAUACCAGAGUUUGAAUUUAACGACGGCUCUGUUGGACCUCAGUUCUAUGUUGAUGCGAAUACGUCGCCAAUUGAAAUAUUUAAUCGUUUUUUCCCUCUGUCUACAAUAGAGCAACUUGUUGAACGCACUAACAAGUACGGGGCUGCAUUAUGCAAUAUGAAUAGACCACACACAAGACACAGCCGAAAAAGAACUUUUAAUCCUACUUCCAUUGGAGAAAUGAAGCGAUUUCUGGGCUUAUGUAUUUUACAGUCUCAUGUCGAAACACCAAAUAUUCGAAAACUAUUCACAUUCAGUGAUCCAUUAUAUUACCAUCCCAUAUUCAAUCACUGUAUGUCAGGAAGACGAUUUGAACAGUUGUUGAGAUGCUUGUGUGUUUACGAAGGGAAUGCUAAAGGCAUAAACAAGGUCUUAGACUUCGCUAAUCACAUGAUUACUAUUUUUCAGAGUUUAUACAAGCCACAUAAACAGCUUUCUCUAGAUGAAUCUAUGUUAUUAUUUCGCGGUCGAUUGUCUUUCAGACAGUAUAUUAAAUCAAAGAAAGCAAAAUAUGGAGUAAAAUUUUACAUACUAACAUCUAGUGAUGGCUACAUUUUAAAUUUUAAAAUUUACCAGGGUAAAACUGAAACUAGUAUUGACAUAGACACUGAAACUAGUUCAAAAUCAAAGACUGAAAAGCUUGUUUUGAAUCUGAUGCAGCCUUAUUUAUACCUGGGUCACGAGCUUUAUAUGGACAAUUAUUAUAAUAGCGUGGCCUUAUCCGACAAACUUUUAAGUUGCAUGACGCAUACUACAGGCACUUUAAGGAAAGAUAGAAAAGACAAUCCAAAAGAUGUUAUUCGCAAAGUACUUAAGAAAGGUGAGCAUGUAUGGACCAGGAAAGGAAAGGUGUACGUUUCAGCUUGGAAAGACAAACGAAUUGUGACCAUGAUCACAACACAACACCACCCACGCAUGGUCACAACACGGAACAGAUUUGGCAAGCAAAUAACCAAGCCAAAGGAGGUCGAAAUGUACAAUAAAUAUAUGUCUGGGAUAGACCUUUCAGAUCAGAUGUUGGCCUACUAUUCAACCCCGAAAAAGACAGUGAGGUGGUACAAAAAAGUAUUUUUCCAUAUUUUUGACAUGGGCAUAUGGAAUGCCUAUUAUAUAUUCCGUAAACAUUGCAACGAAAAAGAAACUAUGUUGGGCUUCAGAGAACAUAUCAUUAGAUAUUUAUUAGGAUUUGACAACUUGACUUGCUCCAACAUUAUUUCUUCUAGAAAGCCAACAAACCCGAGAACUUCAAAUAAUUCAGGAAUGACUCUACCAAAUAGUAAUCAGGGCAGUUCCCAAGAAGGCGCGUCUUCGCAACUGUUAAACACACACUGGCCUGAACCGAUACCAAAAACAGAAAACUGCAAACGUAACAAAGCUUUUUUAAAAUGCCGCCUAUGUGCAAAAAAUAAAAUUAAAAAGGAAACAAGUUAUCGGUGCAAAGGAUGCACCAGUAAACCACCUUUAUGUCCUGGAUGUUUUGAGCAAUGGCAUUGCCAAGCAAUAUUGACUGAUUUAUUAUAGUAUAGAUUAUAAUAUUUAGGUAACGAUUUUUAUUAUAUUUAUAUUUUAUUAAUGCUAUUGUGCUGUGACUAAAAAUUUAAUUAUAAUUCUUGGCAAUGCAGAGUAUAAAGUUAAUUUAGUCUGAUUAGAUUUAAGUCUGACAUAAAGUUAUUUUUUUUAUUGAUGAUACUAUUUGAUUACCGACAGUACUGUGAUUAACUUAAGUCUGAUCUAGUUUUUAUUCUAGAUAUAAUAAUUAAAAUAAGGAGAAAUGUUAUGUUCUGGUUAGAAGUAUGUUCAUUUAUUUUUUGUUAUAUUAUUUUGUCUCAAGAACGAGCUAUCACAAAAGUAAAAUAAUAAAAUGUGUUGAAAUAGGUAGGUAUACAACUUGUUUUAAACAAGAUGUCUAUAUACUGUGAUUUAAUUAAAAUAAUUAAGAAAAAUUUAAGAUUUUUUGUUAUGUUUAAACACACACCUUCAACACUUUGUUGUUGGCGCUAUGUAUGCUUCCUUACCAUAAAAAUAAAUAAUUUAAUUAGUGUAAUAUUGUCUUUUCGUUGUGACUUUCCCAGACCCAACCAAACCAAUAUAAGUAUUCACCAGUAACACAUCAGCUACAGCAGGUGAAGGCCGUAGCCGCUGCGUCCUUUUAAUUUAGUAUAAAUACGUUUCCGCAGUGACACAGCGGUUAUAGCAGCCGAAGGCUACAACCGUUGUGUCCUAUUUGUAUAGUAAUAUCUAUACACCAGUGACAGCCCUGCUAUAGCAGUCGAAUGCUAUAACCGGCGCGUCCUAUCUAUGUACUAAAAACUAUUAACCAUUGACAUCGCUGCUAUAGCAGGCGAAUGCUAUAGCCGGUGUGUCCUGUCUAUGUAGUACAAACUUCUCGUCCCCGACACCUCUGUUAUAGCAGUCCAAUGCUAUAGCCGGUGCGUCCUGUCUAUGUAGUACAAACUGUUCAUCAGUGACACCCCUGCUUUAGCAGUCCAAUGCUAUAGCCGGUGCGUCCAAUGUAUACAGUUAUAAUCUAUUUACCGGGGAUGAAACGGCUAAAGCAGGCGAAGGCUAUAGCAGUUGUGACUUUAUGUAUGUAAUUAAUUAUUUUUAUCAGUGACGGUGCGCCUAUAGCAUUCCAUACAAAAAUUAAGUGUCAAAGAAGCAUUGCAAAAUCCGGUCGAGUGUCCGCGAAC